Messenger RNA from Aphis gossypii (cotton aphid), 658 nucleotides. RefSeq lists its product as uncharacterized. The coding region runs from base 65 to 658 and encodes 197 amino acids. The transcript is spliced from 3 exons. Lineage: Eukaryota; Metazoa; Arthropoda; Insecta; Hemiptera; Aphididae. The record is from RefSeq and is a predicted model, not a curated record.
AACAAGACAAAUUGCAGGUCCAAAUGAUCACCCGACCACACCAAACUUUCUCCAACUGUACCGUAUGCUAUCUAUAUACUCAGUUAUAAAACCUCCUAAGACAGGAAAUUGCACAGUAAAUGAAGAAUCUAUUCCUAUUAUUUCAUUAUCAGAUUUAAAAGAGAUUAUUAAAGAUCCAGCAAAUAGUUCUGAAAGAAUAAUUAAAAUUACCAAAUUAAAAGAAAAAAUAGAUAUGAUUGUACAGGAAGAUUGUUGGGACCUAGAUGAUGUUCUAUUAGAACACAAUUAUGCUGAUUCUACCGUAUUUGAUUGUAUCGUAUAUUUUUUGGCUGGGUAUAUUGCUAAGCGUUUAGUUCAUAAAACUAAAUGUGAAAUGUGUAUAAGAGGAUUAAAAACGCUUAACACAUCUUCACAAGACUGUAUUGGUAAGGAAGCUGAUUUGAUUAGAGCAAAAUCCAAAGGUUACCUUACUUAUCCUGAGAGCAAUUUGUUUAUAAUCAUUAAACAUAUUGAGAAUUGUUUUGCAAUACAUGCAAAUUCGAGCAAUGUAUUUGAAGACACUUUUAAUGAAUUUUUUCAACUCAAUACAAGAUUGAAAUUUGCAUGUACUAAUUCUGAACAUAAAACAGAUAUGUUAACAAAUAUUUUUACUUAUUAA